GUGUUUGCAAACUAUUUAGCAUCGGUGUAUCCGUAAAAUGUAACAGCACCCAGAAGACGGACCUCGAAAAUCAGCCGCACAAUGUCGCACCUGGUGAUGAGGCGACGGAUUCUGCUGAUGGUUUUGCUAUUUGCAGGUCCACUGCGAAACGCACCUUUUGGCGGCGCACAGGUGGCGAUAGCGACAUCACCCACAACUGGUCGUGACCGCCAAAUUCCGGCGGAGUGGCAACGGGACUGGGAGUUGGAUCCGGACUGGGGUUUCACUGGAAGUGUGGACAGGUACUCAGUCGCGUCGCCGACGACGUCACGCACUCUGGACAACCUUUAUCCUUUCGAUGGCGGAAAUCCGCCGCCAAAAACCAGUGAAGCGGAAAUGGAUAACCAAUUCGGAGAUAGCUAUCUCGGCCCGUAUCCUGCGUUGUUUGGUCGCCAGUGGCACCUUCAGCACCGCAAGCAGCUGCAGCUGCAGCACAAGUGGCAAUCUCCGGCUCCUCCAUUUGCGGACGUCAAGCCCAAGAGGGAACCCACCAACUGGCCACCCGACGACGAGGAGCCGCCGCUUCCGUAUCCCUACGCCUACAACUUGCGCUGGAAACGAAAGGACGUCCCGGAGUCGCUUCGAUAUAUGCCCUCGAUCAGUGCUGGAGCCAUGACCAAUCUGGGCGGAUUUUUCAACCGCCUGGAGGCGAACCUGCGCUUCGCGGAGCAGUCGCAACUGGGUGAGUCCGAGACGCAAAUGCUGGAGGGGAAGCACCCCCACCCACUGCACCUGCCCCCCGUGCCGCCCGACGCCCCUCCAGAUACCGAGCAGCAGCAGCAGGAGCACAACCGGAAGACAUCGAAGCUCCUGCAAGCCCUGCGCGACUACAGGCCGUCCCAGAAGAUUCGAUCGCUGGUGUCGCGCAAUCCGCAGGGAUACCGUGGCUCCCAGUUCAUAGAUCCCAGCUACAUGUGGCUGGGUCUGGGUAAAUGACAGUGAGACCGCCGGAGCAGCAGAUUAGGUACCUAGGUAGCUGCAACGUAUGCCGCCCCAAAAUUCGAUUUAAUUUAUGCCCUCUGUGUGUGUAGAAAUAUAUGUAUGUUUGAAAGUCUAUCGCA
Drosophila teissieri is the source of this 1100-nucleotide messenger RNA. RefSeq lists its product as uncharacterized. The transcript has 3 exons. The record is from RefSeq and is a predicted model, not a curated record. Bases 82 to 975 code for a protein of 297 amino acids. NCBI's taxonomy places the organism in Eukaryota, Metazoa, Arthropoda, Insecta, Diptera, Drosophilidae.